Molecule: messenger RNA, 864 nt
Organism: Dentiscutata erythropus
Lineage: Eukaryota; Fungi; Glomeromycota; Glomeromycetes; Diversisporales; Gigasporaceae
Source: the annotation of a GenBank genome assembly
AUGGCUACAUUAUAUAAAUUAGCUAAAGCUCAAAAGGAUGAAGAUAGUGACGAUCAUGAAGAAAAGAAAGUUUCCAAGAACAGACAGAGAGUUCUUGCCUUGUCUUCACGAGGAGUAAAUUAUAGACAGAGACACUUAUUAAAUGACCUUCGUGCUCUCUUGCCUCAUUUUAAGAAAGACUCUAAACUCGAUCAAAAGUGUAAACUUGGAAUCAUUAAUGAACUGGCAGAACUUAAUAAUUGUAAUAAUUGCAUCUUUUUCGAGGUACGAAAACGUCAAGAUCUCUAUAUGUGGACAAGUAAAACCCCUAAUGGUCCAAGCAUUAAAUUUCAUGUCCUAAACAUUCACACGAUGGAUGAGCUCAAGAUGACGGGCAAUUGUCUCAAAGGAUCCCGUCCGAUUCUCUCUUUUGAUAAGACCUUUGAUUCAGAACCUCAUUGGGCAUUAAUUAAAGAAGUUUUUAUUCACAUUUUCGGUGUUCCAAAGAGUGCUCGUCGAAUAAAACCCUUUAUUGAUCAUGUAAUUUCCUUUACAAUUGCCGAUAAUCGUAUAUGGUUUCGUAAUUUUCAGAUAAUCGAAAAAGAUCCGAUGGAACCCAAUAAAAAACCAGAUGAUAAAGAUUUAUCACUUGUAGAGAUAGGACCGCGAUUUGUUCUUAACGUCAUUAGAAUAUUCGAGGGCAGUUUUUGUGGUGCUACUAUAUAUGCAAAUCCAGAAUUUGUUUCACCUAACCAGGUUCGACGUAAUUUUCGUAUGGCUAAAGUUGCACGACAUCAAGCUAGAACGAUGGCAAAAGAAGAAAACCGACGAAAAAUCGCAGAUAUUGAAUUAUCUGAUGAUUUUUCCAGCGAUUCUUCAGACUAA